Molecule: messenger RNA, 5169 nt
Organism: Labrus bergylta (ballan wrasse)
Lineage: Eukaryota; Metazoa; Chordata; Actinopteri; Labriformes; Labridae
Gene: cped1
Product: cadherin-like and PC-esterase domain containing 1
Source: RefSeq, a predicted model, not a curated record
ACCUCCUACAGAGCAGCAGCAGACUGUGCAGACCAAACUCCAGCUGGAAAAGUGAAGAAAACAAACUUUUUUUACUUUCUGACUCUGAGCUAUGGAACCAGAGAAGAAGAGUGAGCGGGUCCAGGUCAUGGUCCGGGUCCAGACUGUGGAGGACGGACUGUAACUUCAGCCUGGAUUCUUCUUCUCUUGCUGUUUUAACUCAAACCAGAUGUCCCUGUGCCAGACUCCACCGCCGGUUCUGUUGUUUUGAACUUCCCUCUGACGCCACAAAAAACCUCAUUCACUCUCCGGAUGAUUUCCACUCUGCAGUUUGGAGGCUGCUGUUGUUCAGUUUAACGGAUCUGUUGUUGUUUUUUAUUUCCACGUUCACUGAUUCUUCUGACGGUCCCGUUACGUGAGUUUGGAGUUUCAUCGGGACGCAGGAUUUGAAGCAGAGACGAGAGGGAAUAAACCAGGAGGGUAAUCUGGAGGAGUCAGGGAUAAAGUGUUGUUCCUCGAGGUUUCAGAUGCGUCUCUGUGAUUAAAACCAACAUGAACUCAGCGAACAGCUCUGCAGACGCAGUUCGGCUGUUCUGAAGCGAAGUUCGCUCGCCUGUUCGCUGCGCGUCGUGGCUCCUUCUGCAGGCUGCGCGCACAGCAUCCGGAGGAAGGAUUCAUAGAGCUUCUAAAAAGAGUCGAAUGUUUUCAAAGUCAUGUGAGUCCGUGCUGUAAGAAGUUCUCUGGAGAACUCGAGUUAACUCUUUAACAGAGUGGCACAGAUAUGAACAUUUCUCCUCAAAGACACGUGCAGGAAUGUCAUCCCUGAGCAGAUGAAGAUGAGGUGUGAAGGAAGGAGAACCUCUCUGUAAUGUAAAGUGAACCUCCUCCUCCUCCUCAUGCGGAGCCUCCUGGCGUCUCUCCUGCGGGAGGCCGGGAUGCUGCUCCCCCGCCGCUCCUGCUCGGGGCCGCUGCUGCUGCUCGGGGUCGCCGUGUGCCUCUUCUACCAGACCCUGAUGGUGGCCCGGAACCGGCUCCGCUCCGGACCGCAGCAGCCCGCAGGAGAUGUCCGGAGCAGGAGGCCGACAGAGGAGGUGCUGAUGGAGAAGACCCGGAGGUUCAUCUGUACUCUGGAGGCUGUGCAGAGAGACGCUCAGGUCCAGGUCCGGUCUGAGUCGCCCCCCCGUCGGCGUAGGGUCGUGGUUCUGACGGGUCGUCACUCGAGCUCUGACACCGAGAUCCAGCUGUACCAACGAGUCCUGCAGCAGCUCGACUACCAGGUCCAGAGAUCACGCUACGCCGAGACGAGCAGCUCGCUACGACUAAACACCGGUGUGGGUGGGUGGAGCCUGUUACUGUGUCUCAGCUCCGCAGAGAGCAGCUGUCUGAGGAGGAUCUCCUUCUCUCGCCUGCAGCUCCAUCAGACGGUGAACCUGCUUCCUGAGCUGAUGGAGGCGUUCUCCGAUGCAGGGGCAGGCCUCUGUCACUUCCUCGCUCGCUCGUACCUGACAGGGUCAGAAUUACCCAUGAGGCCUCACUCCUGUGGAUUGACCAAUCAGAAGCUGCAGGUUCCUCAGGAGGUUGUGGACAGUGACUCACCUGUCGAAGCCCCACCUCCUGCUCUGGUUGCCAUGGUGAAUGUUUACGUCCUGGUGACAUCAGUGAACCCGCUCAUUUCCUUCAUGCAUGCCAUCAGCGUUGUGAUGACCAAUCAGGAGCAGAGGGGGCGGGCCUUAAAGCUCAGCGACUUCCUGCUGCAGCAGUUAGGACCAAACACUUCCCAUGAUGCUUUGGGGCAGGUGAAGAGGGUGAUAGGUGAGGUGCUGCAGGCGGCCCUGUCGACCAAUCAGGAGAAAGAAACACUCAACAGGUGUGUGUUGUGCUACCAGCUGAUGACCUUCACUCUGCAGUUCAGCGGCUCGGUCACACCUGUCGUGGUCCAGGUAGACGUUGAUCUGAAUGUUUCUUCUCUGAGUGAUGACACCUUUGACAGACAGAUCACCAAAGACCUGAUCCUGGAGGACACACUGCACUUCCUGCUGUCCUCACACACACACCUGUCCUCAGAGACGCAGACAGAAGGGAGACAGUACGGUGGCUGCAGAGGGACACUGGGCGUCUGUUUGACAGAAGAAGAGUUUCUUCUUCUUCUACAGUUUCAGCAGCAGAUUAAAACACCCUCAGCUUUUCACCUGCUGUACCCCAGCCUCUCCUCCACCUCCUCCUCCUCCUCUUCCUCCUCCUCCUCCUCCUCCUCCUCUUCCUCCUCUUCCUCCUCCUCCCCGCCUCCUCCUCUCAGCGUCUCAGAUCUUCUGAUAAGUAUCGUUCGACUCUACGAGCUCCAGAGAAAUCAAAGCCUCGGAACUGAUGAGGCAGAAAAUCCGACCAAUCAGGAGUCAGCUCUGUCGACUUUGCAUGACGAAGGCUCCUGUGUGGACCCUCACCUGAGACAGAUCUACACGGACCCGCCCCUCACUCUGACUCCGCCCUUUAACCCCACCUUGAAGGAGUAUCGUGCCGAGGUGACCUUUGACACAGUGACCGUUAGAAUCCGUCCUGAGCCCGUCAGCUCUGCGUGUCGGGUCCACCUUGAUGAGCACGGAGGGCCCAGGAUGGCGAACUACCCGGUCGGCCUCGGCAACAGCCGGAUCAGCAUCCUGGUGACAGACGAUGCUGAGACGGAGCCCGUCGUCAUGACGAUCUACACCGUGCAUGUGUACCGUGAAAGCCAGCCCAGUCUGCCCAUGUUCGGAGAUCAUGUGACCUGCAGCUUCCUGCAGGACUGUGGUCUGAGGGUCGAGCCGAGUCGCUCCUGUGGUCUGCAGCCGUUCAUCCAGUCUACGAGUCCACCUGUAACCUGCAGCUCAGGUCACCAACCAGGUCGGUGGGUGGUUCCUUGUCUCAGCUGUUCUGACAACAGGACAUGUGAUUGGAGGGAGGUUGCCUGGCAACCAGACGGCUGUUAUCACCCGUUGGUUGAGCGCCCCCUACUGCAGGACUGCAUGACAGACAGGAAGGUGAUGUUUAUUGGUGACUCAACCAAUCGGGGGAUGAUGUACUACCUGCUGGAGCGGGUGAACUCGAGUCUGGAGGACUGGGGGAAGGCUCACGACCUGCUGCUGUACAGGAACCUGAACGGUGGGCGGAGCCAAGUGAGCUAUUCGUACUAUCCUCAGUUCUGGUUGGAGAAGAGCCACAGGCCCACCUUCAGACAGGCUCUGCUGCAGGUCAUCCACAGGUCACGACCUCUGGUGAACUCCAACAUGACCGUCCUGGUGGUGGGCGGAGUCCAGUGGCUCAACACGGAUCACCUGAGGACGGUCAAGGAAGUGCUGAACAGAGAGUCUCUGAGUGAUAUCCUGGUUGUGGUGAAAUCUUUGGGGAUGGGUUUCCAUCUUCCCGUUGACGGGAUCCGCUCUCUCAGUCUGAAAGAAAUUCAGCAGCGCUACAGAGAGAACAGUGACAUCAUCACCACAGCAAAGCAUCAUGGGUACGAGGUGAUCGACACAUUCAGCAUCACGAUGGGUCGGUACAAAGAGUUCCUGCAGGGACGGUGUGCCUGCCACUUUCAUGAGGUGGAGAAGGUCGAGUCCUCCGGCUUCUCAGAAAACACAACAAGCUCAACAAACAGAAGCAGAUCCACAGGGACUGCACUCAGCAGCCAUUCAGCAGAGCUGGACACGCUCCAGGAGGCGUGGCCUAAGGCCUCAUCCUAUCACGUGAGAGGACCAGUGAACCAGGUUUACUCUGAGAUCCUGCUGAGCCGCCUGUGUCCCAAAACCAGAAACUGAACGUCUGUGUGUGUGUGUGUGUGUGUGUGUGUGUGUGUGUGUGUGUGGACUGUCUCCUCUGCAGCAGAGUGAAAACAUGAAGGAGAAUAGAAAAAGACUGUCCAAGAGAUCACAGAGGUGUGACUUAUUAAAAUGAUUAUUUUUGUAUUUUUAAGGCCCAAGCUGAAACAUUCACUGUUCUAAUCACUAAGAGAGAGAAAACAACGUCAUGCACGAGCUUCAGCUACAUCUUCUUAUGUGCAGAUUUUAAAUGAACUCAAACUUGUUUCAUAAUCUCAACAGAAACUCUUCCCUGUUUUUAUCAAUGAACCAUCAGCUGCUCACUGCUCACUAAUAGGAUCUGAACCCACUGACUUUACUGCCCUUCAGCUCUACUUAUAACCUGCCUGUUAGCUGCAAGUGAAGCUAGUUAUUAAAGUUAGCUUCAAAGGAAACCCAGCUGCUUUCUACUCUUCAUCAGCUCGUCUAUAAUAUGUACUAGCUAGGUUAUAAUGUGAACUAACCAGUUUAUAAUGUGUAUUAUUUUAUAAUGCAUGCCAUAAUUCUGUGUACUAAGUAGUUUAUUUUGUGGAAUAACUAGUUAAUUGUAUGUAUUAGCCAGGUUAAAAUAUAAGCUAACUUGUUUAUGUGUAUUAUUUUAUCGUUAGCGUUAACUACUCUAUACUAAAUUAGUUUAUAAUGUGAACUUAUUAUAACUUAUACUAUAUUACGUGCAAAUCAGUGUGUAAUGGGCAUUUUGUAGGCUACUAACUAGCUUCUUUUGCAUACACGGUAUUUAUCUGUAAUGUGUACUAAUUAGCGCACAAGCUAGUUUAUAUUGUACAUUAGCUGUUACCUUGCUAUAGAUAAUUAAUUAUGCACACAGUUUAAUGAGUGACUGAGCUUCAGUGUUUUGUGCAGCUGAUGUUUUUUAUCGUACAUCAAAUGUUUGGGCAUUAAUGAGCUAGUUUGCUAGCUGGCUAGUUUAGCCUGCCAUGCUAAUAAGUAUUAAAGUAGUAAUAAGUAGCUUUAAUGGCUCCACCAGUUUCUAAGGUGCAGUGAGUAGUUUCAGAGCACAUUUAUUAGCCGUGAUAAACUUUUCUGGUGUGAACAAACUAUUUAUUUUGAGCUCACCAGAGAUAUUCACCGUAUAGUUUUAGUUUUCUGUAUCAGUGCUCCGUCACAUCAGAUGUUUAUAUCUCAUAUUUGAACUUUAAUGUCGGACUGAAGCUGUUCUCUCUCUCUCUCUCAACCUGUAUGUCUCUUUGCAUAUAUAAUACAGAUAUAUGUAUAUUUAUAUACCUCAGUCGUACUAUUGUGUAUAUCAGAUGAUGUAAACCAAAGACUCCAUGAUAACUGAUUAUCAUGAGGAAGAAACGUCUUAUUUGUUCCUCUGCUUGUAUUUUCUAUAUUUUUCUACAGA